Molecule: messenger RNA, 1974 nt
Organism: Adineta steineri
Lineage: Eukaryota; Metazoa; Rotifera; Eurotatoria; Adinetida; Adinetidae
Source: the annotation of a GenBank genome assembly
AUGAUUAACCGAAGUUGGGGUAUUGAACUUUGGGAUCAAUUUGAUAAUGUUACAAAAUAUACAGAAAAAAGUAUUCAAUUUUGUGAAAAAUACGAAUCAUUUCUUAAAGAUCGCUCAACUAUUGAAGAUGAUUAUGCAAAAGCUUUAAAAAAAUUAACUAAAACGUAUUCACCAAAAUUAAAAGAACAAGAAGAAUUCUAUAAUAAAUAUUCAUAUACUGCUACUUUUUGUUCGACAUUAAAAGAAUUACAAGAUAUAGCAUCACAACAUGAAAUAAUUGCAGAAAAUUUACGUGAACGUUCAAUAAAACAAAUUCAAAUAACAAUUAAAGAAUGUCGAGAACAACGUAAAAAAUGUUUAGAUGAAUAUACGAAAAUUAAACGUCAAUUGGAUAAACAACAUGAAUUAUUGAUUAAAUCUUUAAGAAAAUAUGAAGAAUGUCAUGAAUCUGCACGUCGUGCAAAAGAAAGUUAUGAGAAAGCGCAUGAAGAUCUGGAUUUAUCUCGUGCACAAUUAGAAAAAACACGUGAUACAAUGACAUUAAAAACUAAAAUAAGUGAAGAUGCACAUACAAAUUAUUCUUCACAAGUAUCUCUAUAUAAUGAUACUCAACGUUUAUUCUAUGAAAGACAAUUACCAAAUAUUUUAUGUGAUUUACAACAAUUAGAUGGGAAACGUUCCAAUGAAAUUAAAACUAUUUAUUUUACUUUUAUUCAAUCUCAUGUGGAAGUUUUACCACGUAUACAAAGAUGUUUAGAUGAAAUGACUAAACAAACUGAACAAUUAAAUUCUUAUACAGAUGCACAAGUUGUUAUCAAUGAAUAUCAAUCGGGCUAUGCUAUACCGGAUGAUCAGAAAGUGAUUGAUCUGAAUGCAGAUAAUUAUCCAUCGUUAUUAUAUAAUGGAGCUGAUCAACAAAUUUAUAAAGAAUUCAAUCGUUCGAAUACAUUGAGAAGUACUAAUAGUGAUUAUAAUACUCAAAAUGGUAUAGCAACUAUAUAUGCACCUAGCAAUCAUAUUAAUGGAACACAAACAUUAGUAACAGGAACACCAGGAAUUAAUUCAAGAAAAACUAGUGGAGCGGCUAGUACGAUUAGAAAAUUAUUUGGAAGUUCAUCACAAAGAAAAGCUUGCAAUCCUAACAAUGCUAGUAUUGUCACAAUUAAUGCACCAUACAAUAAUUUACCUCCUGCUCAACGUUUACGAAAAUUUCAAGAACAAAUUCUUAAUUGUAAAAAUGAAUUAGAAAAAAAACAAAAAGCCAAAGAAGGUUUAAUGAAAAUGAAACUUGUUUUUAAAGAAAAUCCAAAAUUUGGUGAUGAACAAGAUGUAUCACAACAAAUUUUAACUAUUGAUGACAAUAUUGAUAAAUUAUUAGCUGAGAUAAAACGAUUUGAAUCUUAUAUCUCAGAAAUCGAACGAACAAAAAUACCAACAGCAUCGGAUAUUGAUUUAUCAUAUUCACAUUCUAUAUAUGAUUCUGAUCAAUCUAUAAGUACUCAAAAUCUUGAAGUAUCAUCACAAAAUCGAAGUUCAUCCGAUAUACCGGAACAGAAUGGAAAUGGUAUCUAUGAACAAGCGAAUGAAUUUCAUUAUUUACCAUCACUUACAUCAACGACAGUACAACAAAUUGAUACACCAACUCGUGAAUCGAAUGGUUCAUUUGAAGAUGAAGAUGCGGAUAUCGAUCAGACAGAUAGUCAAUGUCAAGAACAAUCAAAUCAAGGAAAUUAUAUGAAAGCUUAUGCACUUUAUGAUUUUAAUGGACAUGGUAACAAUGGUUGUCAAUAUGUAAAUGCAGCAUCAAUGUGUACUGGUGAGUGUGUUGAUAUAUUAGAAGAUGAUCAUGGUGAUGGUUGGACACGUAUACAAAAACUUGAUGGUUCAAGUGGUUUUGUUCCAUCUUCAUAUCUUCGUAUUGAUCCUCAAACACUUCCUACAUCUUCACAACAAAUAGAAUCUGGCCGUUUUUAA